Dermatophagoides pteronyssinus (European house dust mite) is the source of this 10556-nucleotide messenger RNA. RefSeq lists its product as uncharacterized. NCBI's taxonomy places the organism in Eukaryota, Metazoa, Arthropoda, Arachnida, Sarcoptiformes, Pyroglyphidae. The record is from RefSeq and is a predicted model, not a curated record. Gene Ontology annotation, biological process: protein retention in Golgi apparatus; mitochondrion organization; protein targeting to vacuole.
AAGUUUUCUUCUAAUUGAAAUUUUUAUUUCUAAGAAAAACGGAUUAAAAAUUUGAAAGUAAUCUUUUAAAAAAAAUGUUGGAAAGUUUUGCUGCCUGGAUUCUAAACACCUAUAUUGGUGAUUAUUUUGGAAAUGUCAAUACACAUCAGCUUCGUAUGUCAUUGAAAAAUGGCGAAAUUGAACUCGAACAUCUUCCAUUAAAACGUGAUCUAAUAAGAUAUCUAGGUUUACCAUUGGAAGCAAAUACUGGUUUUAUUGGAAAAAUUUCGAUAAAAUUUCCAAGCUGGAGUUCAUUUACAUCCGAACCAUUAGUUAUUACUAUUGAAGAUUUAUUUCUGAUUGUAAAGCCGAUUACAAAUUUUUCAUAUAAUGAAGAAGAGGAAAAACGUUCACAACAAGAAUUUAAAAUAUCACAAUUAGAUAUGAUGGAACAACGUUGGAAAGCAUUACAUGAUGAUGAUCUAACUGAACCAAAUUCAUAUUAUUCAUCAUCAUAUUCAUCAUGGCUUAAUUAUGGUUCAUCAUUAAUUAAUAAUGUUUUAAUGAAUAUUCAUUUAAAAAUAUCAUCAAUACAUAUACGUUAUGAAGAUUAUUCAACAAUAUCUGGUUGUACAUUUGCAACCGGUAUUGUUAUACGUAGUUUAACAAUUUGUUCAACAGAUGAAAAUUGGCAACCAAAAUUUGUUACUGGACAAAAUUUUAAUAAUGAUAAUAAUUUUCUAUUCAAAUUAAUUGAUCUUGAAUCAUUUGCCUGUUAUUUUGAUGUAGAAACAUUAUUAUUUAGUGAAUUUGAUUUUGAUAUUAUGGUUGAUUAUAUGCGAAAAACAUUAGAUCGAAAUUUAAAUCAUAAAAAUAUUGAAACUGAACAUGAUUAUAUGAUUGCACCGGUUAAUGGAAAAUGUUAUCUAAAAAGAAAUUGUUCAGAAAUGUCAUUGAAAUCAUGUAAACAACCAAGAACUGUAAUUGAUGUACAAUUAGAAUGUGUACCAAUUAUGAUGACAGCUAUACAAUAUAAACAUCUAUUAGAUUGGAGUAUUGCAUUUCAAACACAUAAAACAUUAUGGCGUUAUCGUAAAUGGCGACCAAUGAUUAAUACAAUACAGAAAAAAUCUGAUGAACAACAACAAGAUAAUGAUGAUGAUGAUGAAGAUGUCGAAGACGAAGAAAUUUCAAUUCGUUAUGAAUUUAAACCGAAAACAUGGUGGCAUUUUGCAGUGAACGCAAAUCUUGAAGAUUAUCGUCAAAGACGACAACGUUUUAAUUGGCAUUUUAUUCUUCAACGUGCACGUGAUAUUGUUGGCUAUCAUAAUGCCUAUUUAUGUUAUCUAAUCUAUCCGGAAUCAUUUUCACGUGAUUUACGUUGUUUAAAAGAACGUGUUGAAAAUGAAUUUACAUUAGAUGAAUUAUGUUCAAUUCGUGAAAUUGUAUUCUGGCGUGCCAAUCAAAUUCUAAAAAAACAAUUGAAUCCUACACAAGAUCAUAAUGAAAAUAAAACGAUAACAGAACAAACACAAACAUCUAGUGGUUAUUGGUUUUUACCAUUUAAUGUUUUAUCAAAUCUUUACUAUAGUAAUUAUAGUUCAAAUGAUACGGAUCAAAAAUCAUCUACAAAUGCCAAUGAAGAAUCUGAACAACAAAAUAAUGAUUUUCAUUCGGAUAAACAUUCUAAUCCACCACUAACAUCAUCAUCAUUAAAUCUAUCAUCAACAAUAACUGAAGAUAUAUUUAUAACACGUGAUGCUAUUUAUUGUCAAUUUAAUUUUCAGAUACAUAAUUCAUCAUUUCAAUUGAUGGCAUUCAAUAAUCUUACAACAACAACAACAACGACAACAGAUCGAACAGAUAUUUCAGAAUCACCAGAUGAACAAAAUUCACAAUCUUUUUAUCAAAAUAAACAACAACAACAACAACAAGGAAAUUUAAUAUUAGAAUUUGAAUUUAAUCAGAUGAAAAUCGGUAUCGAUAUUACAAAUCCAAAUGCUUAUGCUUGUAGUUGUCAUAAUCGUGAUUAUAAUAAUGGUAAUCAUAAUUGUAAUGGAAAACAACUUAUUCUUGCAGUAACUGAUCAUCAACAACAACAACCGAAAAAUAUUUAUCUAACACAAAAUGAAUUAAAUCAAUUACAAUUAGAUCUGAAUUUUGAAUGUCAAAAUUUAAAUCUAACAUUAUUACGUACGGAUGAUAGUAUAUCGACAAUAAUAACGGAAAAUUCAAAUUCAAUGCAAAAAUUAGCAACAGCUAUAUUUAUUGGUUGUGGUUGGCAAUUUCGUUUUAGUUCAGAUAUGUUAUCUAUUGAUGGACGUAUGGAUUCAUUAGAAUUAUUAGAUCUUAUAACAGCACCUAACGUUAAUCGUCAUCGUCGUGUAUUAUCAAUUGGAAAAACUAUCGAUGAUAAUGAUAAUGAUUCAACAAUAAUUAGUAAUAAUAGUGAAGCAGAAACAACAACAUCAAUUCCAGUUGAAAAAGCAUUAAUGUUUUCAUUAUCAAGACAUAUGAAUGAAAAUAUUCUUCGUUUGAAUAUUGAAAUGGCAUCAUUUUGUUAUGUACAUUCAAGUAUAUUGGUAUAUGAACUUUCAUUAUGUAGAAAAUGUUUUAGUGAUGUACUUGAAGCAUAUUUUUCACGUGCAUUUAAAGAACGUUUUCGUGCUGCAACUACUGAAGUUUUACGUGGAAUAGUACCCGAUACUACUGCUACUGCUGAUUCGAUGGCCGAACAAUUGAAUGAUGUUCAAUCGACAACAUCACCAACACCGCCACCAACAUCGAUACGAACAAUAUCAUCAUCAUCGAAAUUAUCAUUAUUUAAAAUGCAAACAAAAUCUACAAAUCGUAAAACAAAAUUAAAAUCCAAAAAUCAAUCAAUGGCAAAUCCAUUUGUUGAUAAUUUUAAAUUGAAUGUUUUUAUUCGUUCACCGGUUAUAAUAUGUCCAAUUUCACCAUCAAGUCAUGAAGUUGUUGUAUUUCAUCUUGGUCAUAUGUUACUUAAUAAUCAUAAUCAUUCGACCGAUAUAAUACGUUCGGUUGGUCGUGAAAUGAUUGUUUGGAAACCGGCAAAACAAAGGCAACGAAAAUUCGGUACAGCCGGUAAUCAAUUACCAUUAUUAACAUCAUCACAAAAUUCAUCAUCAUCAUCAGCAACAACAACAACAACAACAUCAAGUUCAAAUAAUUCAUAUAAUGCUGAAAUUCGUGAUCUAAGUGUAUAUUCAUUGGAUUGUUCAAAAAAUAUUGAAAAAUUUGCUCAACAUUCAUCAUCGAAUCGAUCGAAUGAUUCAAAAAUUCGACAACCUGAACUUACUAUACCUGUGGAUAAACUUUAUUACUGUGAUAUGUUUGGUGUACCAAUUCUACAAAAAACUGUUAUCGAAAUUGUACUUGAACGUAAAAUUCUUUUUUCAUCGAUGAAUGAUUCUAUGACAUCGUCAACAACAACAACAACAACAUCAUCAUCAUCAUUUGUAACCACUAAUGCUACUGGUAAAAAAUCAUCCGAUUCUGUCAAUAUAGUUGAUGGACUUAAUCUAAUAAGUUCGGUUAAUAGUAUUGAUCCAUUAGUAUUACCGAAAAAAUUUUCCAUUCGUCAACAUUUUUGUUCCGAUCAAUUGCCCGCAUUUUCAAAUGAUUUAGGUGUACGACAUAAAAAUAGUAAAAAUAUGUCUACAGCAAAACCAGAAAUGGUUCUUUCCAUUGAAAUUUCCGCCAUUGAUGUACGAUUUUCCUAUACAGAUUUAUUAGUUUUCUGGCAUAUUCUUAAUACAUUAACUUCGAUUGAACAGCCAAUAUCAUCGAUUCAUUCAUCGACAUUAGAUCAGAAUAAUUCUAGUUUGAAUACAACAGUAAAACCAAAUUAUAAUGAUGAUAAUGAUGAUGAAAUGAUGGAAAUGUUACAGCAAAUAACAUUAUCUAGUUCAGGAUUGAAUGCUGAAGAAUUUCGAAGUCGAUUAAACAAUUUAAUUGAUUUGGGUUUUAAUCCACGUGAAAGUCUUCGUGCUUUAGCCUUAAAAAAUGGUGAUAUUAUUGAAGCAGCUUAUAUGCUUUCAAGUCCAACAACAACAACAACAACAAAUGAUGAACAAAAUCGUGAUGAUCAAAUAAAUCAAAAUUCUGAUACAGAUAAUCAUUCACAAUGUACAUCGGAUGUAUCGGCUGCUACAACCACUGAUGUAGCAAUGAUAAAUUCUACAAAUAUUAUAACUUUACAAAAUGAUAUCAAUAAAAAUGAUAAUAGAAGAAAAAAUCCAAAUCGAUCAAGAUCAUCAAAUUUAUUAUUAUCAAUAUUAUCGGUGAUUGAAGUAAAAAUUUCCAAUGGUUCUAUUCGAAUUAUUGAUGAUUGUAAUCAACUUGAUUUACCAUUACUUGAAUUAGGUGUUACCGAUUUUCGUUUAAUGCAAUAUUAUACUAGAUCAAUUGAAGCACAUGCACAAACAAAUUUUUAUUGUGAUUAUUAUAAUUCACAUUUAUCCGGUUGGGAACCAUUUAUUGAAAAUUGUCAGGUUGCAUUUUCCUGGAAACAUCAUGAACCACGUUGUCAUUUAAAAUCAAUGUUAAAUACAGCAGCAAUUGCAUCAACUAAUCGUAUACCUGUUGCACGGCAAAAAUUAGCAAUCAAAAUUGAGAUAAGAAAAAUGUUCAAUAUGAACAUUUCACGUACAUUAUUAGAUUUGAUUGAAAAAGUUCAUCGAGCAUGGCGUCAAGAUAUUGAACAUUUUAUGUCAUUACCAUCGGAUCGUCGUACAUUUCGACAUCGUCAACCAUUCAUACCGUUUGCAUUGAAAAAUGAUACCGGUACUGAUUUACAUAUGUAUUUAUCGAAUUCAAGAAAAAUGUUCUCCACAGAAAAAGCAGCCGAUCUUAUUACACCUUGUGAUCUUAAACCGAUUCUUGAUGUUCAGGCUGAUCAUAUUGUUUAUUUUGAUUGUGUUGAUCUAUUACAAUCAUCAUCAUCAUCAUCGAAACAAAAUUCCAGUCAUAAACAUCGACAGAAUUUAUUACCAACACGAUCAUUAUCAUCAUCAACGGCAACUAUUUCACAAUUGAAAAUCUUUGUAAAAGUUGAUGGUUGGCAGGAAACAUUUCCAUUAUCUAUUGAACGGGAAGGAACAUUCAUACGACAUGUCAUAUCGGAACGAUAUACAAAUCAAUCGGCUAUAUUAGUGUUUGAAAUUCAAUUACAAUCGACAGCAAUUAAAUUGAUUACUGUUCGAUCAUCAUUAUUGAUUACUAAUCGUACAACCAAAAUGGUUGAAUUAAAAUUUGUCAAUACAGCAAUGUCUGAUGUACGUACAUCAUAUAUGAUUGCACCACAUGGAAUAUUUCCUGUUCCAUUAGAUUUGUUAUAUGCAAGAAUUCAAUUAAGACCAUGUGAUCUUGGUAUUGGUACCUGUUCAACAUAUGUAAAUUGGAAUCAUGUACGAAAAUUUGGUGAAUUAGAUUGUUCAUUACAGAUUUGUACACCAAUCACUCAUACACAACAUGGAUCAUAUUCAAAAUCACAAGCAUAUGUUGUAUCCGUAUUAGUUGAACGUAAUUCUAUUGGUGCAUUAAUUGAAUCAAGAAAUAUUUUUCGUCAAUCAAAUCAAUCAUCGAAUGCUAGUAUGAUGAUGAUGCCAAAAAUUUCACCAUUAGUUACAUUACCAUCACAUACAAUAACAUUAUUACCACCAUUACAAUUGGCUAAUCGUCUUCCAUAUGAAUUACGAUUUAAAAUUAUUAAUAAUCCAAAUUCAAAUGGACAAUCAUUAUCUUCAUCAACAUCUAGUCAAUUAUUAUCAUCAUCAACUGGAACAAUAAAAUCUGGUGAUGAUUAUUCUGUACAUUAUAUUUCACCAUUAGAAUCAUUCAGUAUUGAAUUUCAAAUGGAACAUUUUCCUCGAUGUCGACCAUUACAUAUUGAACCGGGUGCUAUAAAAAAUUUCGAAACUCAUAUCGAUAUGUAUGAUGCUCGUAAUCGUUUAUUAAUACUUAAUGCACAUAUAGCCGUACAAACUGGUUGUCCAAAACCAUCGAAUGCAAUGACUAUAACUAUUUAUGCACCAUAUUGGAUUGUUAAUCGUAGUGGUUUACCGCUUGUUUUUGCACAAGAUGGUGGUACAAAUCAAAUUGCUGAGGCUGCCGGUCAAUAUGAAGAACAUGAACGUGCACGAUCAAUAUCACCGUUAUUGUUUAGUUUUGCCGAUCCAGAUUCAUCACAUUAUUGUAUAAUGCGUUUAGGACGAAUGUUACCACAUAUGUCACCACGUUGGUGUAAUCUAUUCUGUCUUGAAAAGGGUACAUUUUAUCGUCGUUUAAGAGUUACUGAAUAUUCACAACAGGAUAGUAUACCACAGGAAAAAAUCUAUGAAUUUGGUAUAGAUAUUCGACAAGGUCGUGAUCGUUAUAAUCAAACAAAAAUCGUUACUAUUGCACCAAGAUUUCAGAUUGAAAAUUUAACAAGUUUUAAAUUAGAAUUUGCACAAAAAUGUUUUGUCCAACCGUCGUCAGAUGUUUCGGGUCAAUCAUUAUAUGGAAAUAAUUUUGAUCAAACAAAUACAUUUUCACCAUCAUUAAUGUCAAGUCCAAUCAAAAGUGGUACAAAUAGUCAUCGAAAUUCUUUUAGUCGUCGUUUAAGUACACAAAGUAAUAAUGAAUCAGUGGAAAAAUCACAGAUAAUUUCAGCAUUACCUAAAUCAAAUAUGCCAUUCCAUUGGCCAGCAACGGAUCGACCAAAAUUAUUAUGCGUACGAAUAGCAUCAUUAAUUGGUUGUUUAUGGUCCGGUUGUUUUGAUGUUGGUUCAGAACCAUCGGUUUCAUUUCAGCUAAAUAUUCGUGAUGAUUCGGGACGAUCAAAUUUUAUACGUGUAGAAAUUUUAUUACAAAAUGCAACAUAUUUUAUUGUAUUUACUGAUGCAAAUAGUUUACCACCACCAAUUCGUGUGGAAAAUUUUUCACAAGUGGCUAUAGAAUUUUAUCAAAUUGGUUGUUCAUAUCAUCGUACAAUUGUACGGCCAAAUUCAUCCGUACCAUAUGCAUUGGAUGAACCAACACAGCCACCACAUUUAACUGUUUGUGCACCGGGUGGUUCAUCAUCAACAUAUGAUCUUAAUUCAUUUGCACCGGGCAAUACAUUAACCUAUGAUAAUUUCUAUUAUUUAGCAUUUGAAGAAACAUUUACAUCAGCAACAACAAAUGUUGGUGUACCAUUUACUGGUUAUUAUAUGGAUGAUGAUACUGAACAAUUAAUGUAUAUGAUGAUGGCUGGACCGGAUUUAUCAUUUGUUGAACAUGAUGUUGGUUCAAAAAUGCUUGUGUUAGAUGUACCUGAUUAUGAUCUAUCAAAUUGUCCAAUACCGGAUACAUAUCAAAUUGGUAUUGAAAAUGAUCGACCAAAACCAGUGUUUCUUGGCCGAAAAGAACGAGCUAAACGAAGUCAAUUAUGGCGUCUAGAUCAACUUAAUCAUUUGAUUCAUGAAGGAUCAUCACCACCAUCCGAACCACCAGGAUUUCAAGAUUUAGGUUUUGCUGAAGUAAAAUUUCCAACAACAAUUUCUUCAUCAACAUUAAUGGUUUUAGAUGUAAUGGAUGAUGAAAUUGAUAAUCUAAUAUCGAAUGCAGCUUUUAUUUCGAUACCAUUAGCUGUUCGUAAAUUAAAUCCACAACGUUCAUCAACACAAACAUGGCAUUUUACUGAAGAUGGUCGUUUACGAUGUUUAAAAUAUUGGAAUAUGUUUGUUCAACCUGUUGUUACAAAUACAUCGACCAUAUUAAACGAUAUAUUUCAAACCGGUACAAUGGCUGUAAUAGCAUUAGGGCCAACUGAAUCAAUGAUUAAAACUGUUAUUCCACGACAACAAGCAAUGAUUAAACAAAAAAUGCGAAAAGGAUCUGGUGUUUUGAAUGUAUCGAUAUUGGCCGAUGGUCCUAGUCGAGUAUUACGUAUUAAAGAUAAUCAAUUGACAGCAAAUGGUCGACAAUUAAAUUUAGUACCAUUUAAUCGUUCAGAUAAUUCAAAUAAUAGUAAUGGUGGUGGUGGUGGUGGUACAUUUGGUACAGCACAACUUAAUGAAUUAUUAACAAAUACAAUGGCCGAACAAAGUUUUCUAAUACGUUUGCUGAAUAAAACUGAAUUAGAAUUACAGUUACAGAUUGAUUCGGUUGGCAUAUCGAUUAUAUCAAAAAUGAAUGAAGAAAUUAUAUUUUUAUUUAUGAAAAAAAUUAUAUUAGAAUUACUAUGUAAUCCGGCUGAAUGUCGUUUAAAUUGUGUUGUCGAAGAUUUUCAGGUCGACAAUCAACUAUUUGAUUCGGAAAAAGAAGUUGUAUUAUAUGUGACAAAUCUGGAUAAUCAACAACAACAACAACAGCAAUCAGAUCAGGAACAACAACAAUCAUCACGUUCAAUAUCGAUUACAACGACAGCAGGACAACAACGUAACAACAAUAUAGCUGAACGUCCAGCAAUAACAUUUAAUUUACAUAAAUUAUUUAUACCGAAUGUUGAGAUUAAUGUUUUUAAGAGUCUACAGAUUAGCAUAAAUGAUUUGGUGUUGAAUAUUGAAGAAUUAGUUUUAUUAAAAUUAUUGGAAUUCAUUCAAUAUGAUCCAGUUGAUUCGGAAAUGGAUGAAAUUAGUUCAUCAACAUCGAUUAUAAAUAAUGGAUCGGCAGCUGCAAUUGCUGCUGCUGCUACUGCUCAUUCAACAGCAACAAAUCCAUCAUUAUUAUAUCAUACAUCUGGAAAUGUUGUAUCCAGUUCAUUAUCACGUUCGGCACAAUAUUUUUUUGCCUUUUUAUUGAUACAACUUCGUCGUGUAAAACUAUCGGUAUUUACAUCAACAUCUACUAUUGGUCAUUGUCUUAAUGAAUUGAAAAAGAAAGCUGGCAUAAAAUUGAUACGAUUCGAAGAAGCAUUAAUACAAUUGAAACCAUUUCAUAAAGUUUAUAGUUUAAUGACUAGACGUUUUUUACAGGAUUCAAUACAUGAACAUUAUCGAAGUGAAUUACGAAGUCAAGCAGCAAAAAUUCUUGGAACAGUAGAUUUUCUGGGCAAUCCUGUUGGUUUUAUCAAUAAUGUUAUUGAAGGUUUAAAUGAAUUCUAUUCGGAUGGUAGUAUUCGUGGAUUGAUUAUGAAUGUUACGCAUGGAAUAUCGGAUUCAACGGCUAAAGUUACAUCGGUUUUAUCCGAAUCAUUGGGAUUUGUUACGAUGGAUGAUCGACAUCAAGAAAUUCGUAGAAAAAUUAAACAACAAACCGGUGGUAUUGGUGGUCAACGAUCACAUUUAGUUGUCGGUGCAUUCGGUUUAGCACAUGGUAUUCUAGGUGGUAUUACAUCGGUAAUAACACAAACCUAUGAUGGUAUCGUUAAUCAUGGAGGUGUAACUGGUUUUUUAUCCGGUUUAAGUAAAGGUGUUCUUGGUACAUUUACUAAACCAGCUGUUGGAAUGUUAGAUUUUGCUUCGGGUGCUGCUACAGCUGUACGUGAUUCAAGUCGUAAAGCAUGUUUCGGUAUAAAUGGUAGACAAGUAAGACGUGUACGUUUACCACGUACAUUAACUAUUGAUGGUCGAUUAACAAGAUAUCAAUCACAACAAUCACAAUGGCAAUCAAGAUUUUAUAAUACAACUGAUUUUGGUACACAACGUGAAUAUGGUGAACAAUUUGUACAUGUAUUUCCAUUAUCGGAUCGUCAUUUUGUUUUAUUAACAACUGAACGGCUUUAUUUUUUUCAUGCACCAAUACGUAAAUGUCAAUUACCAUCAGAAGAAGUAUGGGAUGAUGGUAAUGAUGAUGGUGAAUUUCGUAAUCAACAAGAUUUAAUUUUAAUGAAUUGUCCAAUACAACAGCUACAAAUAUUACCAUUAGAUUCAUUUUAUGAAUGUAAUCAUCAUCGUAUGAUGUUACAUGAUGGUGAAUUUUUUCUUAAAACACAGUCUUGUUGUACAGAUUUAACAUCGAUGAUUGGAACACAAUUAGAAUUGGAUCAUUUAAAUGAAUCAUUAUCAUCAUCAUCAUCAACAACAACCACAACAACAAAAACGGCAAUCAUUUGUCAUUUUAUUGAAUUUCGUCAAACACCAACAAAAUCAAUGUCGAAUCGUAUGUCACCUGUACAUGGUAUUCCACAACAACAACAAUCAACAUCACAAUCUUCUUCUGUACGACGAAAUUCUAAUCAAGAAGAUUAUUAUUUUCAUAAAAGACAAAAUUUUGAAUAUCCAUCACAUAUAAAUCCAUGCUAUGUUUAUUGUGAUUCACCACAAAUGUUACAACGUAUUAUACAACUUGUUGAUGAAGCUAAACAUUUACAAGAGGAACGAAAAUUUGAAGUAUCAAAUCUUCGGAUCUAGAUUUCAAAGAAAGAGAAGAUGAAUUUUUUUCCCUUAAUUAACAAUUUAUGUUUAAAUCUGAAAAAAUUUAUUUUUAUUUUUUUUUUGUUCCUCACUUACCAAUUAUUAGUUAUUUCUUGCUUUUGUUUGUUUGUUUGUUAAUUUCAUGUUUUAGAGAGAAUAUAUGGAACCAUAUCAUUUCAUUUUUUGUUGUUGUUAAUGGUUUGAUGUCUUCAAUCAUUAUCAUUAUUGUUUCAUUAA